CGCGUCGAGGCCGCCGCCGGAGCAGGAGGCGAGGGCCGCCGCCGCCGCCCAGCCAUGUCCGAGACGUACGAUUUCCUCUUCAAAUUCUUGGUGAUCGGAAGUGCCGGCACAGGCAAGUCGUGCCUCCUCCAUCAGUUCAUAGAGAACAAAUUCAAACAGGAUUCCAACCACACAAUUGGGGUGGAAUUUGGAUCAAAGGUGGUGAAUGUUGGUGGCAAAACAGUGAAGCUCCAGAUCUGGGACACGGCUGGGCAGGAGCGGUUUAGGUCAGUCACGAGAAGCUACUACCGGGGUGCAGCGGGAGCGCUCCUGGUCUAUGACAUCACCAGCAGGGAGACGUACAACGCCUUGACCAACUGGCUCACGGAUGCCCGGACGCUGGCCAGCCCCAACAUCGUCCUCAUCCUGUGCGGCAACAAGAAGGACCUGGAUGCCGACCGAGAGGUCACGUUUUUGGAGGCUUCCCGCUUUGCUCAGGAGAACGAGCUGAUGUUUCUCGAGACCAGCGCCUUGACGGGGGAGAAUGUGGAAGAAGCCUUCCUCAAGUGUGCACGGACCAUCCUGAACAAAAUCGAGUCAGGCGAGCUGGAUCCGGAGAGGAUGGGCUCGGGCAUCCAGUACGGAGACGCGUCCCUGCGGCAACUGCGGCAGCCGAGGGGGCCCCAGGCACAGACCAGGCAGCCGUGCAGCUGCUAGAGGCGGGAGCCAAGCGGGCCCGGCGGCCGCCCUGCAAGUGCUGGAACCCGGCUGCUCUGGAUCCAGGGCUGUGUGAAGCACCUUCCUCCGAUCCGUUCUCUGGGACUACAUGCCUCGCCGGCUGAAGCCCUCUUCCUUCCCGAGGACGCCUGCUCCAUCUCCAUGCCGCUGCUGCUGCCCCCCCCCACCUCCUUCCCUCACGAGAAGCUCUGCGAGGACAGCCCUCAGACGGGUGUCCCGGCGGGGGGCCUGCCGUGGGGGUGCCAAGGCCCUUCUGCGGUGCCACGUGGCUGUCCUGGCUGGGAGGUCAGCGGGCUGCCUGCCCACGGGUGGCUGGGGGAUCCACGGAGGCAGCGCAGCCUUUGGGGGAAUUUCCUCUGCCCCGUGGUCACCGGCUUUGUGGCAAAACGCCGUCCUGAUUUGGGGUGAGGGUGUCUCCCCCUUCUGCAAGGAGUAAAUCAUUCCACUUUUGUGGAGAGAGGUCAGUCUAGUUCAUUCAGGGCAGGGAGAGCCCCUGCUGCUGCUGGGGGGUUCUUCACGUGGGGGCACGAAAAUGCGGCUGCCCCCAGUGAGCUGUGUGGGCAGCCGCCCCCCUCCCGGUGGCGUCUCUGGGGCCCGCUGCGCUCGUGUGGGGUCCAGCCUGAGUUUCUCCUGCGUGUGGGUCUUUCCAUUCCUCCGCUCCGCUCCGAGGGCGCUGCUUCAGAUUUACACAAGCCAUAGAUGGUGCCUUUGGCAGGGUCUUUCUCGUGCACGUCCUCCUCUGCCUCUCCCCAUUCCUCGCUCGAGGAUGCAGCCACGGGGCCAGGGCAUCGCUGCCGGUCCUGAGCGUGGCAUCCGCUGAAGGGGGAACGGUGCUUCUCGGUCUCGAGUGAGCCGUAUCGGGUUUACUCAUCACCAGAUGUUCCUGCAUCGGCUGAACCGACGGCACGGGGCCCAGAGCUGCAGAGAAAGAGCUGCCGCUCGCGUGAGUGUCUCUCUUGCAUGGGGGAGGCGGCGCAUGUGUCUGUCCAUCCCUCCUCUGCCUUUGCUCAGAUUCCCUUCUGUUGUUGUGCUGCAAGGAGUCCUGGGGCUUCAAAAGCUAGGUGCUGCAUGCCAGAGCUUGGAGCCCCCCCCCCGCCCACCCUCCCUCCCACUGUGAGGGAUGCUUGUUGCUUGCCUCCCCUCUGGGGCAGCCCCCUUGGAAGCAGCCCCCUUCCGGCAGCACACGGAGAGCCAGGUUGCCAGUCCUUGGUCCUUGGCGGCUAGUGGCGCCCCAAGCUCCCCUGCUGCUCAGCCUGGCUCAGCCGUGGGUGUGGAGGAGUGGUGCGUUGCAUUAGAGGUUUCCUCCUGGGCUAGGGGCCAGCUGCGGUGGCUUGUGCUAGCCUGGGUGGGCAGCUGGCGGCCCUCCGGAGCACGUGGUCUACACUCCCGUCCUCCCUCCAGAAGCGACCCGCUGUGGGGAGGGAGCAGCGGCAGGCCAGGACGCCCGCCCCGCUCGUGCCACGUUUCCUUCGGCUGUGGGGCCUCGCCAGCCACACACUUCUCCCAGCAGCUCUGCGCUUUGACAGUCCUUUGCGUGGCUUUUGAGGGCUCUCCAGAACGUGGCAGAGCGCCAGUCCUCGUGGCAAGACCGGCUCGUUCGAAGCGCCGCUCGCCCAAGGAGCACCUUUGGCCCGUUUGCUGCAAGCCGGGGCGGAACUGAGGGGGUCCCUGCUCCGGCCAGCGCCUGCAUCUGGCGCGACGUGCCGCUGCAUGUCCGGCAGAGAGUGCAGGCACGCCCCUCGGGGUCUGAGGAGCUCCCCGCCUUGCCCGGUCCCUGCCUGGUGGAGGCGUGUUGCCUUCUGCUGGAGCGCCAGAGCUGGUGCCUCUCGCAUGCCUUAUUGGUUGGCUUGGGGAGACCCCCCCCCCCGCAGCUGCUGCAGCAGCUCCUCUGCCUGAGCCCCUCAGAAAGGAAAGUCCCAAGGGGGGGGGCUGGAGGAGCCCGUUUGUACUCCGUUUGUCCUUUUUUUAGUGUAAUGUUAAACUUGUUAUUUAUUACUUCUGUGUUGCAGUCGGAUGCCCGCCCUCCCCUUCCCUGCAGUCCCACGUGCGCCUCCCACCCCACCUGUUUCUACAGGCCCUCCCUCUGCUCCGUGGGAGUCCCCCUUGAGAGUCAUCAAGGGGCUCAGCUUGGGUGGGGUUGCUUUUAAUCUGUGGCAGAGCAGUGGACUGUUACGAAGCAGUUUGUAACCCUGAUCCUCCGGUUGAUUUCCUUUCUAAAUGCAACAUUCCCCCACCCCAUUUAUGGCUGUGAAACUGAUUCUCCUACAUAAAGAGUUUUUUCUUUUCCAAA
Messenger RNA from Varanus komodoensis (Komodo dragon), 3007 nucleotides. It is a transcript of the gene RAB4B, whose product is annotated as RAB4B, member RAS oncogene family. NCBI's taxonomy places the organism in Eukaryota, Metazoa, Chordata, Lepidosauria, Squamata, Varanidae. Bases 55 to 696 code for a protein of 213 amino acids. The transcript has 8 exons. Gene Ontology annotation, biological process: Rab protein signal transduction; regulation of endocytosis. The record is from RefSeq and is a predicted model, not a curated record. Gene Ontology annotation, molecular function: GTP binding; GTPase activity. Gene Ontology annotation, cellular component: endosome.